AAAUGCGUGGAUGCGGGGCAGAAAUCAUCAUUCUGUCUUCCGUACUUUCACCAGAAACGUCAAAAAACUUUCCAUACUUACAAACUAAACACAGCAAUAAAAACAGCAUCGCAAACAGACAAACUCAUAGCACCUGCAAAUAAAUUAGCUACGAAUCAAACAAAUUUAAACACACCCACAAAUACUAAUGACGAAAAUGCACUUAAGGCAUUAAAACCCAAUCCAAAGCCCAUCAAUACUAAAAUAAUUUCUCCCACACAAACACAUCUACAUCAAACCAAGCCGCCAAAGCCCGCCAAUACCCCGUCGCCCCCUUUCCAUACUUACAAACUAAACACAGCAAUAAAAACAGCAUCGCAAACAGACAAACUCACAGCACCUGCAAAUAAAUUAGCUACGAAUAAAACAAAUUUAAACACACCCACAAAUACUAAUGACGAAAAUGCAAUUAAGGCAUUAAAACCCAAUUUAAAGCCCAUCAAUACUAAAAUAAUUUCUCCCACACAAACACAUCUACAUCAAACCAAGCCGCCAAAGCCCGCCAAUACCCCGUCGCCCCCUUUCCAUACAUACAAACUAAACACAGCAAUAAAAACAGCAUCGCAAACAGACAAACUCAUAGCCCCUGCAAAUAAAUUAGCUACAAAACAAACAAACUCACACACUCCUACAAAUGCUAAUGACAAAAAUGCACUCAAGGCAUUAAAAUCCAAUCCAAAGCCCACCAUUACAAAAACAAUUUCUCCCACACAAACACAUUUACACCAAACCAAGCCGCCAAAGCCCGCCGAAACCCCGUCGCCCCCUUUCCUUGCCUACAAUUCAAACGCAGCAAUAAAACCAGUCACCCAAACAGACAAACACAUAGCACCUGCAAAUAAAUUACCCGCAAAACAAACAGACCUAUACACAUCAGCAAAUGCUAAUGACAAUAAUGCAUUCAAGGCAUUAAUAUCCAAGCCAAAGUCCAUCAAAACCCCGCCGCCCCUCUCCCAAAAGGUUAGCCCAAACACAACAAACUGUCUUCCGACCCAAAACAAUAUUCCUUGCAAAACUUUUGCGGAACUAGUCAAAGAAAAUGCUAAGCUCUCCUCUAGCCAAAUACCUGUUGCAAAUCAUGACACUGCAACUCCAGUACGCCUACCGGGAGCAGCUAGGAGGAACCUUACAAAAACAUUGGGUUCUCCUAAAACUCCUGGGAAGCGACGCGGGGAUAUAUUAGAUGAGGGAUCACUUUUAACAUCGAGCAAAAAGGUUAGACUACGCGACGGUCUUCCUGACGAUGAUCUAGGAGUCUCUAACUUGCUUUCUGAAACACCCCUUUUCAAAAGCAAAGUCGCCAUAAAAAUACGAGAUGACUCUAGAAGAGAAUCCCUACAAAAGUCAGCCGAAAUGGACAUAGGACCAAACCCUAGCCCCCCAAAUAAAACAGCAAACCCCAACUCAAUGCCCUGGCAGACGGUUCCAGUCAGUAAGAAGCCGCCCUCAAUCCUAUUAUCCAAUAUUCAGCAGAUCAUCCCGCUGAUUGAAAAGCUGAAUUACAAAGCUGGGAUAAACAACUUCACUACAAAAUCCGAACCUGGCAGUAACAUUAGAAUACAUGCUAAAACUAUGGAAGCCUACAAAGCUAUCCAAAACGUCCUUCAAGACGAAAACAUUCCUCGACAUUCUCACCAACCAAAAGGCCUAAAGGGUUUCCAAAUCGUUAUCCGUCAUCUGCAUCAGUCUACCCCGAUUAAGUGGAUUGAAAGCCAACUACAGGAAAUUGGUAUUGCUACGAAAUUUAUUAGGGCGAUGCAAUAUAGGGAUACCAAGAAUCCUAUGCGGAUACACGAGGUGGAGUUGGUACCCAAAGCAGACGGUAGCCAUCUCAAGGUCCUGCAGCUAAACUCUCUUGGUGGGCAGACGAUUAAGGUAGAAAGAAAACGGGUAUCUAGGGAUCCCAUCCAAUGCCACCGAUGCCAAAGCUUUGGCCACACAAAAAACUACUGUAGGAACCCCUUUAAAUGCAUGAAAUGUGGCCAGCAGCACGCCACGGUCUUGUGCAAUAAGCCCAAACACAUUCCGGCUUACUGUGCGAAUUGCAAGGGAAACCACGUAAGUAGUUACAAGGGAUGUCCAGUCUUCCAGGAAGCAAAGCAAAGGUUAGCCGUCAACAAAGUUCGAGACCAACACACACAACAAACACAACACACACAACCCACACACCCCCAGAUGCCCCACAAAGAGAAGCCCCAUCUACCUCCUACUCCAAUAUCCGCACAUGAUACAAAACUACGAGGAAAAAAAAGCCAUGGGAAAGCAUUAACAAAAAGGAAUCAGUCCAUAAAUAAACGCCUAAAUAGAAUUAGGACCUUUGAAAGGAAACCGAAGAAGGAGUCAAGCCCGCCGACAACUAGCAAACUUAGUAUUGCUACGUUAGAGAAAGAGCGAAAAAACCCGAAAAGCGUCCUAAACCCGGCAAACACCCAUCUGUAUCACUUCCGUCCACCCCCAAUGGCACAAAAUCUACCCGAAGAGAUACAGAAAAACGCGAUCCCCGAGCCAAAUCUUCUAAAACGCAUAGAAAGCAUGGAAGAGAAGAUAAACAACCUUCUUGAGAUAGUCACUCGCCUCGUCCAAAAAGAUGCAACUGGCCGAAUUUUCCCGAAAAAUCCCUCCGAGGCAAAAGGACAAAUCUUUGUCUAA
Molecule: messenger RNA, 2688 nt
Organism: Drosophila santomea
Lineage: Eukaryota; Metazoa; Arthropoda; Insecta; Diptera; Drosophilidae
Exons: 1
Source: RefSeq, a predicted model, not a curated record